Molecule: messenger RNA, 2036 nt
Organism: Manis pentadactyla (Chinese pangolin)
Lineage: Eukaryota; Metazoa; Chordata; Mammalia; Pholidota; Manidae
Gene: GPI
Product: glucose-6-phosphate isomerase
Exons: 18
Coding region: 105-1781 (558 amino acids)
Biological process (GO): glucose 6-phosphate metabolic process; gluconeogenesis; glycolytic process
Cellular component (GO): cytosol
Molecular function (GO): monosaccharide binding; glucose-6-phosphate isomerase activity; carbohydrate derivative binding
Source: RefSeq, a predicted model, not a curated record
UGCGCCAGAGGCCGCUGCGCGCUCCGGUCCUCCGCUUGCUGCUCGCCCCUUCUCCUUCUUCUUCCUCCGCGCUCCUCCGAUCCGUGCACGCAGCUGUUGUCGCCAUGGCCGCGCUCACCCGGAAUCCGCAGUUCCAGAAGCUACAGCAGUGGCACCGUGAGCACGGCUCUGACCUCAACUUGCGCCGCCUUUUCGAAGGGGACAAGGAACGCUUCAACCACUUCAGCUUGAACCUCAACACCAGCCACGGGCAUAUUCUUGUGGAUUACUCCAAGAACCUUGUGACCGAGGGUGUGAUGCAGAUGCUGCUAGACUUGGCCAAGUCCAGGGGUGUAGAGGCUGCCCGGGAGCGCAUGUUCAAUGGCGAGAAGAUCAACUUCACCGAGGAUCGAGCGGUGCUGCAUGUGGCCCUGAGGAACCGGUCGAACACACCUGUUCUGGUGGAUGGCAAGGAUGUGAUGCCAGAGGUCAACAGGGUCCUAGAGAAGAUGAAGUCUUUCUGCCAGCGUGUCCGAAGUGGUGACUGGAAGGGGUACUCAGGCAAGACCAUCACAGACGUCAUCAACAUUGGCAUCGGCGGCUCUGACCUGGGACCCCUCAUGGUGACCGAAGCCCUUAAGCCAUACUCAGCAGGAGGUCCCCGAGUGUGGUUUGUCUCCAACAUUGAUGGGACCCACAUUGCCAAAACCCUGGCCACCCUGAACCCCGAGUCAUCCUUAUUCAUCAUUGCCUCUAAGACCUUUACCACCCAGGAGACCAUCACAAAUGCAGAGACAGCAAAGGAGUGGUUUCUCCUGUCGGCCAAGGAUUCUUCUGCAGUUGCGAAGCACUUUGUUGCCUUGUCUACAAACACAGCCAAAGUGAAGGAGUUUGGCAUUGACCCACAAAACAUGUUUGAGUUCUGGGAUUGGGUAGGAGGACGCUACUCGCUUUGGUCAGCCAUCGGACUCUCCAUUGCCCUGCAUGUGGGAUUUGACAACUUUGAACAGCUGCUCUCAGGGGCUCACUGGAUGGACCAGCACUUCCGCACAACACCCCUAGAGAAGAAUGCCCCUGUCCUGCUGGCUCUGCUGGGUAUCUGGUACAUCAACUGCUUUGGGUGUGAGACGCAGGCCAUGCUGCCCUAUGACCAGUACCUGCACCGCUUUGCUGCCUACUUCCAGCAGGGUGACAUGGAGUCCAAUGGGAAGUACAUCACCAAGUCCGGCACUCGGGUAGACCACCAGACGGGCCCCAUUGUGUGGGGGGAGCCAGGGACCAAUGGCCAGCAUGCCUUCUACCAGCUCAUCCACCAAGGCACCAAGAUGAUACCCUGUGACUUCCUCAUCCCGGUCCAGACCCAGCACCCGAUAAGGAAUGGUUUGCAUCACAAGAUCCUCCUGGCCAACUUCUUGGCCCAGACUGAGGCCCUGAUGAGGGGGAAGUCGACAGAGGAGGCCCGAAAGGAGCUCCAGGUCGGAGGAAAGAGUCCAGAGGACGUUGAGAAGCUGUUGCCACACAAGGUCUUUGAAGGAAAUCGCCCAACCAACUCUAUUGUGUUCACCAAACUCACGCCAUUCAUUCUUGGAACCUUGAUUGCCAUGUAUGAGCACAAGAUCUUCGUCCAGGGCGUCAUCUGGGACAUCAACAGCUUUGACCAGUGGGGAGUGGAGCUGGGAAAGCAGCUGGCUAAGAAAAUUGAGCCUGAGCUUGAUGGCAGCAGCCCAGUGACCUCUCACGAUUCUUCCACCAAUGGGUUGAUCAACUUCAUCAAACAGGAGCGUGAGGCCAGAAGCCAAUAAACUCCUGCCAGGCUGUAGUUCCCUAUUGUGACUGGUCCUUGUCUGCGCUCCCCGGAGUCUGCGCUGCACGGUCCUGCCCAGAGUGCCCUCUGGCAGUGAGCUUGGACCACAGCCCUUGGGGGAAGCUGGUCUGGAAUUGCCACUCUUGCCCCUUCACGUCCACACACCCAGUGAAGUGCUUCUGUGCAGCGGACUUCCCUGACCCAUGCUCACAUUAUUCGUGGACCAGCAGAAAAUAAAGACGCCACAAAGGAG